AUGAAGAAUCCAUCCACAGCUGCUGCUAAUUUGUCCUCCUCAAUGGCCAUCUUACUUUCUGGACCUUUGAUGACUCAAGAGGUGGAUGUCAGCAAUGUAAGUAAAGUGUCUAUGAAUCGAAGCAGACUGUAUCGGUCACCGUCUAUGCCAGAGAAGCUAGACCGGCCUGUUUUAAAGAGGCCUGUACGGCCCCAAGAUGGGGAAACUCCUGUUAAGGUGAAAAGAAGACGCAGUACAAGCAGUCCACUCCAGCCUGAUGAUGAAGAAAACUUUCAACCGAGAAGACGGGGAGCAUCUCUGAAAAAGACCCUGUCUCUUUGCGAUGUAGAUAUUACAAAAGCAUUGGAUGAGGACUAUAGUCACAGACAGCUAAUUGGAGAUUUUUCAAAGGUCUAUGCUUUGCCUACUGUGACUGGACGACACCAGGAUCUUCGCUAUAUCACUGGAGAGACUCUGGCAGCAUUAAUUCAAGGAGAGUUUAGUAGUCUUGUGGAAAAAUUCUACAUUAUUGACUGCCGAUAUCCUUAUGAAUACGAAGGGGGCCAUAUCAAGGAUGCAUUAAACCUCCAUCGACUAGAAGACGCGUUGGCUUAUUUUCUAAAUCAACCUCUGGUUCCAUCUGUGGCACAAAAGCGCAUUAUUUUGGUGUUUCAUUGUGAGUUCUCUUCAGAGAGAGGUCCAAAAAUGUGCCGGUUUUUGAGAGAGGAAGACCGGGCCAGGAAUGAAUAUCCAAGUCUUCAUUACCCAGAAUUGUAUCUGCUUAAAGGGGGCUACAAAGAAUUUUUCCCAGAAUACAAGGUUUUGUGUGAGCCUCAGGGAUACUGCCCUAUGCAUCACCAAGAUUACAGAGAAGAACUGCUGAAAUGCCGUACAAAGAGCAAAUCCUGGGCAGGCGAUCGCAAAAGGAGGGAUCAAAUCGCUAGACUGAUGAAGCUGUAA
This is a messenger RNA of Staurois parvus, 939 nucleotides long. NCBI's taxonomy places the organism in Eukaryota, Metazoa, Chordata, Amphibia, Anura, Ranidae. The record is from the annotation of a GenBank genome assembly.